CUUUCUCCCUAGUGUAGCAGUUAGGAAAUGCUUGUGGCUAGUUUGAGCGACCUUCUGACCAGUGAAGCAGUGGAAUAACAUCCAGAGGUAGUUUGAAAGAGAAACAAGCAUUUGGGCUUCAUACCCUCUCUGGGCCUGGAUUUCCCAAAAUCGUCACACCUGCAGCAGAAGGAAAAUGGCCGAGUUGAAGUACAUUUCUGGAUUCGGUAAUGAGUGUGCCUCAGAGGACCCUCGCUGCCCAGGUGCCCUGCCAGAAGGACAGAAUACUCCUCAAGUUUGCCCUUACAAUCUGUAUGCUGAGCAGCUCUCAGGAUCCGCUUUCACGUGUCCACGGAGCACCAAUAAAAGAAGCUGGCUAUAUAGGAUCCUACCUUCGGUUUCUCACAAGCCUUUUGAAUCCAUUGACCAAGGCCAUGUCACUCACAGCUGGGAUGAAGUUGAUCCUGAUCCUAACCAGCUGCGAUGGAAACCAUUUGAGAUUCCAAGAGCCUCUCAGAAGAAAGUGGACUUCGUGAGUGGCCUGCACACCUUGUGCGGAGCUGGAGACAUCAGGUCUAACAAUGGGCUUGCUGUCCACAUUUUCCUCUGCAACACCUCCAUGGGGAACAGGUGCUUUUACAAUUCAGAUGGAGACUUCUUGAUUGUUCCUCAGAAAGGGAAACUUCUCAUUUACACCGAGUUUGGCAAGAUGCUUGUUCAGCCCAACGAGAUCUGCGUCAUUCAGAGAGGAAUGCGGUUCAGCAUAGAUGUCUUCGAAGAGACCAGGGGCUACAUCCUGGAGGUCUACGGUGUCCACUUUGAGUUGCCUGACCUGGGACCAAUUGGAGCCAAUGGCUUGGCCAAUCCUCGGGAUUUUUUGAUACCUGUUGCCUGGUAUGAAGAUCGCCAAGUGCCAGGUGGUUACACUGUGAUUAAUAAAUACCAGGGCAAGCUGUUUGCUGCCAAACAGGAGGUCUCCCCAUUCAAUGUUGUGGCCUGGCAUGGGAAUUAUACCCCCUACAAGUACAACUUGGAGAACUUCAUGGUCAUCAACUCAGUGGCCUUUGACCACGCAGACCCAUCCAUUUUCACGGUACUGACUGCCAAGUCUGUCCGCCCCGGAGUGGCCAUCGCUGAUUUUGUCAUCUUCCCACCACGGUGGGGGGUUGCUGAUAAGACCUUCAGGCCUCCUUAUUACCACAGGAACUGCAUGAGUGAAUUCAUGGGGCUUAUCAAAGGUCACUACGAGGCAAAGCAAGGUGGGUUCCUGCCAGGCGGUGGCAGCCUGCACAGCCCAAUGACCCCCCAUGGGCCUGAUGCCGACUGCUUUGAGAAGGCCCGCAAAGCCAAGCUGGCACCCGAGCGAAUUGCUGAUGGCACCAUGGCAUUUAUGUUUGAGUCUUCUCUAAGUAUGGCCGUCACCAAGUGGGGGCUGAAGACCUCUAAUUGUUUGGAUGAGAACUACUACAAGUGCUGGGAACCUCUCAGGAGCCACUUCACCCCCAAUUCCAGGACCCCUGCAGGAACUAAUUGAGACUGGAGCAAUGCUACCAUAAUUGAGAACGGAUUUGUGCGACUUCCUUUAGAAUCUCAUGCCCUUUGGCACUAUUGGGGCAGGGGAUUGGUUAAAAUAACUCACUUUUUAACAAUCAAGAAACUCAAACAUUUAUAGAAAUGUAUUUGGAAAGUUCUGUCAGCUUAAUUACUCAAUAAAUACUUGCUGGUGUUCUG
This is a messenger RNA of Hippopotamus amphibius kiboko, 1710 nucleotides long. RefSeq names its product homogentisate 1,2-dioxygenase (gene HGD). Lineage: Eukaryota; Metazoa; Chordata; Mammalia; Artiodactyla; Hippopotamidae. Gene Ontology annotation, biological process: L-phenylalanine catabolic process. The record is from RefSeq and is a predicted model, not a curated record. Gene Ontology annotation, cellular component: cytoplasm. Gene Ontology annotation, molecular function: homogentisate 1,2-dioxygenase activity. Bases 176 to 1513 code for a protein of 445 amino acids. The transcript is spliced from 14 exons.